AGCAAAAAUUAAAGCUUGAAUGUUAUCUCGGUCUUUAGCUGCAAGUCCUGUAAUCCAGAUUCCUCCCCUUCCACAGAUUCUCUGUCGCAAACCUCAAAGCGUUGCCCAGAGCCUCCUCUCUCUCUAGAUGCAGAAGAAUGAGUGUGCGAGCUCUUCUUCGGCCAUCUCCCAUCUUUUCCCCUCGACCAAUCUCAUUCGAUUCAAGGAAACGGAGGAGGUUUUUGGGAGCAAGGGUGAAGGCCGACCAGAAGCGAGCGAAUAUUGUGGCCCGGAGAAAGGAGAGAGUGAAGCUUCCACAGUACAUCGAUGGCCAUGGUAGGGCAUUCUCCAUUAGUGAAUUCCUCCACGACCGAUCGGGAGUGGAGGCCUUGCUCAACACCAGGGCAUUGCAAGCUUUCGAAUCGGUUGGCUCUAAUACCUAUAGGUGUACUUUGCAUAAGAUUCAGUUUUUGAUGUUUGAGGUUGCUCCAGUGCUGAUCUUGAGGGUGAUUCCAACUAGUGAGGACUGCACUGUUGAGAUGUUGUCCUGCAAGUUUGAGGGUCCAGAAUAUAUAGAGAAACAAAAUAGUCUAUUUUCAGCUUUUAUGAGAAAUCAUAUAACAUGGAAGAUGGAUGGUUCUGAGCCGUGUUUGGACGUUGAUGUAAAUCUAAGCGUAUCGCUUGAGGUGUAUACAAUACCAUUUAGCUUACUUCCGGUCUCAGCAGUGGAGAAACCUGGAAAUUUGGUUAUGCAAGGUCUUAUUGACAGACUUGUUCCCCUGCUUACCGAGCAGUUGCUGAAUGAUUAUGCAACUUGGGCGGAUCAACAGCUUUAGCAUUUUUCUUAGGUGAACAAAGCUUUUGCAGGCAGCCUCUUUUUGUUUUUGCCUUUUUUUUUAAUUGGCAGGUGCUAUCUUUCAUGUUUAUUG
Phalaenopsis equestris is the source of this 908-nucleotide messenger RNA. RefSeq lists its product as uncharacterized. NCBI's taxonomy places the organism in Eukaryota, Viridiplantae, Streptophyta, Magnoliopsida, Asparagales, Orchidaceae. The record is from RefSeq and is a predicted model, not a curated record. Bases 138 to 815 code for a protein of 225 amino acids. The transcript is spliced from 6 exons.